This is a messenger RNA of Paraglomus brasilianum, 6996 nucleotides long. The record is from the annotation of a GenBank genome assembly. NCBI's taxonomy places the organism in Eukaryota, Fungi, Glomeromycota, Glomeromycetes, Paraglomerales, Paraglomeraceae.
AUGGAAGGAUACUCAUAUAAUGAUGUAGCAUCAAAGCGCAAUACAACACUUAGAAAAUCACAAAAAAAGGGAAACUUUCUUCUUCCCGAAGCUGAACAAACACGUAAACUUAUUAAUGAAAUUCUAAAAAAUUUGAGGAAAAGGAAGAAACCUCCGUCAGCCUUUCAAGACCUGGAGCUGUAUGAAUUUGGCGAGAAUGUAAAAGUAAACAAACAGCACAACAGCAGCUUUAACAAUGAUGUUACAUGUGAAUUAGUCAAUCAGUUGAAAGACGUUCUAGCAUUUUGUUCAGAACAUGAUAUAAAGUUUGGUAAUAGAUUAUUACCAAUUAAUACUCCACCAGAGUCACCCUAUUCAUCAAGAGCUCAUUCACCAAACCGUUCCCGCUCACCUUCGCCAACAAGAUUCGGAGGGAAGGCCUCCGCUGUGCUGGAUCGCAUACUGGAUAUUUUAUCGGACAUCAUUUAUAACGAUUGCCGCUAUAAAAAUCUGUCACCCCGACCAUCUCGACCUCCUUACACACUGCAAUUAGAGGUGAUCGACGUCGCUAUCCUACUGAUUGAUCAGAACCCAUAUUCUUCAAAAUGGCUAUACGAACUUGGGACGACGAUGAUGGCUGGGUUUGUCUAUUUCUCGGAAGGAAUGCUGUCCAAGUUGUUGACAUUUUACGGCAAUUCACUUAUCCCACAACUUAUGGCUUGUAAAGCUCAGACGUCGAGAUCUACCAUAAUGGAUAAUAAAGUGAUUGAUGAUUUUGGGCCACCGCGCGCGCGAAAGGUCAAAAUAGCUGAUGAUAAAGAUGUUAAUCUCAGUAACAUACAGAUCAUAAUUGAUCCAGCAGACACUAAAACUCCCAUUAUUAACGUUCAAUCAUCCGAUAAAACAAGCUUUGAUGACAAUCACGGGGCUAUAUUGUCUGAGACAAGAGCUCCAUCUUUUACCAGUCAACGAUCAUCUCCAUAUAUAUAUGCCUCUUAUUCGGGGGAGUCUGGCAUGGAUGAACACUACAUCGAUUCACUCUUCACGCCGCUUUUGUACUCAAUGCUGCAAAAUAUAAGUGUAGAGAAUUCAUCGCUAGAGACGAUUUAUCGUAUGCAUCAGACAUUAGGAAUAAUGAUCGAACACAAGCCAGACCUUUACUAUGAUAUCAUUGAGAUUAUUGCCCAGGGUGACGAAAGUUGCAGACAGCAAGCCAUUAAUGUACUGUUCUUUUUCUGGAACAAUAGCACUGGACAUCCAGCCGUGGGAGAGCCACUUCCGCAAAUAAGUUACGCAGACGAUUUGGCCGCUAAAUUAGAUAUUGAACCAACAGAUCCUUCCAAAAUGGUGAAGAAUGAUGAUGCUUUGCACAGAUUCUUAUCGCAUAUAUUUCCAAAAGAAAAUGAAACCAUGAAUACCAGUAAACGCAAAUCAUUCACUGUUCCAAGAAGAACAUCAUUAGUCGAAACUCAUGGACAAUUUAUGCCAACAGAAAAUCCAAAUUGUUGUGUACAAUGUUUCAAACCAGUGUAUGAUUUUGGUCUUAAAUGUGGGGGCUGCCACGUUAAUGUUCAUUUUAUAUGCUAUAAUAUGACAGAUGGUGGAAUUCUUGAAGAGUAUCUUUUACAGUCAGGAAUACACAAACUGUCAACACCACGAUUUUGUGAUAUUGUAGCGUCUCCGCGCAAGCAAAAUUUUCGCAAUCAGCCCGAAAACAUGCAGACUGCAAGAACUGUAUGCGGACAUCAGCUUGUUUUGGUCAACUUAUUCACUUUGGUUUUAUGCAUGGUAUGCCAUAAACCAUUAUGGGGAGUAAUGUACCAAGGAUACCGAUGUAAAUCUUGCAAUAGAUUUAUUCAUAUCCAGUGUAUACAGUCUGCUGGUAAGGCUGUAUCAUUAUGUCAACCAUCUGCAAUGAGUGAGGCUGAUGCAGUAAUAGAACACGAGGAGCUGAGAUAUAGUUUCCUUUCUUAUUAUGAAAAUAUUCUUGUUCCUCUUGACGUUAUCCCAUCUUACAGUGUCGAGGAAAUUUCUGUCAUGUUAUCUAUAUUAACCAUGCAGGAGAAUAUUUUAAGGAAUGGUAUACUGGCAGGUUGCUUGUUUGUGAGAGGGAACUUUGCGAAUCCACUUUCACCAAGAACAGAACAGUUUGAACAGUUUGAACUCCAAGAAACUAUUAAACGAUAUGAAUCUUAUCUUGAAAAAACGAAACCUCCUCUCUCACCAUUGUCACAAGAGUUUUGGGAUGUUUUUGGCAUAUAUCCUAGUCAGAUACUCUCGGCUGAAGACUAUAUUGGACAUUUAGCGGCUUUGAUGAAGCAUAAUAUUACCACAGAUAUACAAGAUGAUAAUAGUAACCGGUUAAGUGUGAAUAUGCUUGCACCUACGUAUCCUGAACAAGUAGUUAAUAAUAGUCUAUCCGGUGUGAUUUGGCCCGGAGAAAUGGUCAAAUGGUUGAGGAAUAACUUAUCAUUUAAAGGAACAUAUACAGUGGAGGUCUUUAUUCAGCAAAUGGCUAAUUUCGGGUUUAUAGAGAGGAUUGAUGGACUCCCAGUCAUUUUCUUUGACAACGAUUCAGCAGCUGAAGCAGAGUGUAUUUUUCCUUUACCUUUUGCAAUUGAAUGCUCCCCCCAUGUUGAAUCAUUGAUUUCUGCUAUAUCAGUAUGCCUUUCUGAUAUUAGCAUAUCGAUUAAUGAAUGUGGCAUGCUUCUAUUGACAAAAAGAUGUUGGCCUGAUCCAUUUUUAUCAAAGUAUACAUUGGAACGACUCAUCGCGGCAAUCAUUGUUUGGAUUUGUCAGGAAGAUGAGAAGUUACUCAUUAUUGCCGAAGAGUCCUUAGAGUUUCGAAGGGGUGUUCGGGAUGAGAUGGACGAUGACCAAUCUCCACACCAGCGCCGUACAUCAAAUCAUGUAAACGCUGGCGGCGGUGUAUACGUAAAAUCUAGAAAAAUGCUGAAAGAGAAGUAUAUCCUUGGUUGGAUGAAUAUUGUUCAUGAUAUGAACCCUAGAUUGUUCUGUGAUUUGGUUUACAAUCAGCUGUUGAGUGUGGAAGAGUCACAUCCUGGUAUUGUACAGGAUAUCAGCACAAAGGGCGGGAUAAUGGAUAAGCAAGAAAGAGUUAUGAAAUUAAUCAUAAAGCUUGGUAACACUGGCGUUCUUUUCUCAUCACUGGAUUAUAUUAUGAACCAAUGGUUUACUCAAGUUCAUCAAGUGUUCAAGAAUCUGCCACCUGAAAACGUUUUUGUAGACCUGAAAGCAUUACAAAAAGUUUUUUCGACUAGAGCGGGCACACGUAGGGAGAGUGGAAGCGAGAGAGCAUCACAGCUAUUGACUUCCGACACAAUAACAACAGAUUUUUCCGAACCGUUCCAAUUGCUUACACAAUUAUUUGUAGAGCAAGAUGUAUCUUCCCUCAAGUCGGCCUUAACUUGGAUGGAAGUACUUAUUCGUGGAGGUGUUGGUCUUCCUGAAUCGAUAUUCUCGGACUUUUUCCCCUACCUGGCUAAUACGAAACCUCCACUUGGCCAGUAUGCACUUUACUUAAAGCUAAUGUGGUAUCAAGUAUUGCGCGGAUACGGAGCACUCAUUAAUCGUGGCAAGAUAGUACAAUUGGUGACGGCCACGAAUAACGCAGCUGUUGAAAGUAUCAGCAAGAUUCAGAAUGAUGGAGAAGGCAAAGACAUUCAAGUUGCAAGGCAGUUUAUCAAGACUACCUUGGUUUUGACACUGUACGCAUAUGCUUGUCCUUUAGAUUUUAUUUCGGAAUUGAAUAUUGUAACGACAAUAGUUCCAUCCGCGAACAAUACAAGCGUACAAAAGAGGCUAUCAACGUUACCCGAUCCAACACCUGGAGCCAACCUUACCGAAGAUACACCUUUAGUACAACGCUUGUUCCGAUAUGCAACUUUUGAUAAGCUCGGCUUAUGUAAUGAUGUUGUUAAAACAUUUUGGGGAUUAUUUAAUCGGGCUGGUUUAGUUUAUAAUAAAGAUGACUUUAUGCUUAGUUGUGUAUCAACACUAUUACCAAGUGUAUGGGAAACUUUAACACCAUGCCAUGAUGUAUUGUCAGAGUACAAUAUGAAAAUGCUAAUGAAACUGGUCUGGUUGGAUACACGCCGUUUCGUUAGCUUUGUUAGUAAUCUUUUUGAACAUACUAAUUGGGAAGUAAGAUAUAAGGCUCUUGAUAAUCUUUACGGUCUCUUCUCAAAAUUGGAUGAGAAACUUGAUGUGCAAUAUGCUGGUCUUUUUGUUUCGUUAGGCCCUGUUUUUAGUUACUUUGUUGCUUGUUUAUGGGAUCAAGAGGAAUAUGUGAGAACAAAAGCGAGUACGUACAUAAGAUCAAUGCAACCGACGCACAUACGCUUGGCAUUAAAAUGUUGGCAAGGAUAUUUUGAAUCUGCAAAUGAUAGGGAACGAAUGAUUCUAACCAAGUUUAUGGUUAGAUUUAAUGGGAAGUUUCCAGCAUGGCAAGUGAUUGAAUGGGACAUAUUAUUAAAAGUGCUUGGGGAAAGUGACGGCAUCGAAGCUGUAUCGACGGAAGAUAUUCUGGAAAGUUACAUGAGGCCAGAUAGUAUUCUAGUAAUUGGAUUAAAGCGGAUUCAAGAUGAAGACAUAACUGACGCACAGAAGAUUGCAGAAAGUGAUAACCUAAAGGUUAUCUUGCUCAAUUUAGCUUUACAAAUGCUUGGAAAUGGUAUUGAAAUAUCUCUAGAAUGUCUUAUGAGACUUAAACAAGUAGUUGCGACAUGUCUUGGAUUCACUGAAGUACAACAAGAUUUUGCCAAUGGAGAUAUUUAUAUGUUGCACAGUGAAUUUGAGUAUGUUCCCGAUAACUUCCCACAAAACACGCGGAUGCUAUCAAUACUGAGCAAUCUUAAGAAAGUCAUGGAUACACCAAUUUAUCUUCAUAAAGAAAACGAACUAACUGACGAGAGUCGAACUGCAACCGAAACUGAUGAACUAUUAGUCGGUGGAUACUUUGUAGAUAUUAUUUUGAGAAUAUUUGGUUCGUCUGUUGAUCUGGCAAGUCUUAAUCACAUAAUGCUUAAAAUUUUCCUCGAGUUGCUGCUUAUAAUUGUCUACAAGCAUAAAAUUGAAGAUAAGGGAAGUAAGCACUUGGAAGAGUUAUUAGUCAGUGCAAUGAAAAGAACGUCAGAACUGUUAACAAGGGAUAUAAGCCAGGAGAAUAAGCAGCUAAUCAUAGAGCUGUGUGCUUGUCUAUUAAAAAGAGCUCCAAUGUUGACUGUAACUAUCUUAGGUAAACAGAUUAUAACUUUGGGAAAGCUUAUGACUAUGCUGAGGAAUGAUCCUCAGAAUGAAAUCCUGCAGAGUGCCAAGUCAUUCUUGAAAACCGCCUUCCUCAGAUUCUCUAGGAAUGGCUUGUUUGUCUUGAUUUUGAAAAAUCAGGCAGUAGCUGACAGUAUCAAUACGGAACUUGAUAUGUUUUGGGUCCUCCGUAUUGUUAUUGGUAAUGAAAUUAUACAUUCGGAAGAUGAAAGCAAUGGACCCAUUUAUUUGAAAGAACAGCCUAUUAGAGACGUUAUGAAUCAAUUAUUCAAGCUAACUAACCGCAGAGUCUUUUCUACGAUUUUGUUCAACAUGAACAAAUACGUCGAGUCUGUUUAUAGUAAACCCUACAGCGAACAACUGUUGAAUGAUCUAGGGACGUUCUUUACUAAAUUGUCAAAACAUACCGGUGAUUGGAAACGUUCAGACUGGGAUGCAAACCCUGUCUUGAACAUUGCUGCAAUCGUAUUAAGGAAUAACCCCGCCAGUGCGAAGAGUUUAGUGCUUCAUGUGAGAACUUUGUUACGGCAUGCGAUUCAUAAGUGUACAAUCACUGUUGAAGUUAUGGUGAAGCUUUUGUCCGCUUAUAACUUGGCUGCGGAAGAAACGAACUUGGAUGUUGUUAAUCCAUUUGGCGAGAUACUGAUAGAAGAACUGAAAUAUGCACUUAGAACUGGAAAGUACCGCAUGCACGUAAAUACGUUUAUGAUUUUACUUCAGCUUGUACUAUGGGACCUGCAACCAUCCAGUUAUCCACGUUUUCGAUCGUUAGAGUUUAAGGCUGCAAAUCCUGUCAAUGGAUCAGACGACACCCAAAGAAGGCCAUAUUUUGUGAACGUAGCUGACAGCAUCUUUGACGACUGUAUAAACUUUUUGGAGAAUCCACUAGUUACCAAACAAUACUCAAAGAGAGAGUUCAAUAUUGGAAUUUGUACAAGUCAAUUAAUUGUAGCUAUGUGCAAUAAGAAAUAUGAUCUUUUGAAAAAGAUAUUCUUAUGGCAAAAGUCAGUAGACGCCCGAAGAACAAGACUUCUCAAUUGGAUUCUCUUGGCUAUGCUAAAGCUAGACAAUAGCGGUCUAAUUACUACAAUAUUUGACUUUCAAGAUAACAUUUCCGAGCUCUUAUCUAAUGCAUUGCAAUCGCCAUUUAAUGAGAUUCUUAACCCAGAUCAAAGCUACAUCGACACUCCUUCUGGGGAACAAGCAUAUCAAGCUUUCAUUCUUAUUAAGAUUUGGACAAUACUCUGCGCUCAAGCUUCGCAGCGCACCGAUGAAAGCAAAAGUAUUGCUGCCCCCAGGUUACAUCGACGACUUGCAACCUCUUUGGCAAUGGCAGAGAGACGAUUCUGGAAUACUAUAUGGCCUGUAAUGAAGAGUCAGCUGACAUCCAGUGUUAUGGAUAAGGAUGUUGAGCCAAAGGGCAUAGCAUAUUGGGAAAUGUUUCUGGAUCUUAUAGCCUUUCUUCAUUUGAGUGGUUCUGACAUUAUCCUACUUUAUUCCCAAGAGUGGUGUACUCUAUUGGAUGAUCUCACUUCAGCGCAGCGGGAUGACAAUUCGAACGUAUUCAAGAAUAAGAUAAGAAAGGCACGGAGCAUGUUUGAUGAUCCGCCUUUAGAAGCAAAUGAAAGCGAAUUAAUUAAGCGGUUAUUUGCAGAAAUGAGUGAUGCAAUGAAAUUGUCCAGCGAAGUACACGCAAACCAAGUAUUGAGAUUCUUUGGUCCGUACUCAUGA